Trichoderma harzianum CBS 226.95 is the source of this 1092-nucleotide messenger RNA. RefSeq lists its product as hypothetical. The record is from RefSeq and is a predicted model, not a curated record. The transcript has 2 exons. Gene Ontology annotation, cellular component: nucleus. Gene Ontology annotation, molecular function: protein serine/threonine phosphatase inhibitor activity; protein phosphatase 1 binding. Lineage: Eukaryota; Fungi; Ascomycota; Sordariomycetes; Hypocreales; Hypocreaceae. Bases 433 to 912 code for a protein of 159 amino acids.
UUGCAGAAAAGUAUCGUCUUAUUAAUGAUGGGCAGACGACGAGUCUAGAACCUUAAACUACGGGUGAUUUUUACUGAGUGACGCCACCUGACAGGGCUGGUAAAUGCCCAUUUUGGGGGACCCGCGGGGCCAAUACCUGUUCCUAGCCGUUUUUUUGCCUAUCGAUGACAUCUACGAAAAACAAAACAUCCCGCCUUGUCAAAUCAUUCCUUAUCCAUCUCCCCCCUCCGAAACCCACACACAAAACCUGCGCCGUUCCGCAUACCGACACAGAAGAGGCUUUUCAAGUCCUUCUUUUCAUUUAGCGUUGCGUGAUCAACAGGCACGCCACAGACAAAAGCAAGAAUCCGAGAAUCCAGACAAAAGCAAGAACCUGAGAAUCUCCCCGUCGAUCUAGAUUCCGUGCAGAUCAAAGCGCCCAUUGCCACCACCAUGUCGCAGCAGCAGGAGCGCAGCGCGCAGGCGCCUCCGGCGUCACAGACGACGACAGAUACUAUUCGGCCGGAGGCGGCGGAGAGUUCGCCCAGGGUGAUAUUGCGCUUGAGGGGAGGGCAUACUUCGAAUGGGAGGUCGGUGCAGUGGGCUGAGGACGUGGUUGAUAACGAGGGUUUGGGUCGCAAAAGUUCAAAAGUGUGCUGCAUAUACCAUCGGCCCAAGGGAGUUGACGAAUCCAGCGACGAAUCAUCGUCCGAUUCCUCAUCUGAUUCGGAUUCGGAUUCAGAGGGUGAAUCUAGACGCAAAAAGAAGGCUGGCGGCGACAAAGACGACUGUGGUCACGCUCAUGAUCAUGGACACAGACAUCACCACGGACGGGGCAAAAGGAACAGCAAGAAGAGGGCACCAAGUCCAAAUGCUUACGAAAAGAUACCAAAGCCCAAGCCAAAGGAUACGGGUAAAGAGGUUCCCAAGUAGCACAAUAUAUCUUUCAAGGAAGGCAGCGCAUGAUUGGAGUUAAACAAAUGGUUUAGGUUUGCUUAAAGGGUUUCAGGGUUAUUGUCAUGGUUUUUGGAUGCUGGCACGGAAAUGAGGAACAUACGGCGGCAUUAUUUGAACAUCGAAACGAGGAAGAAACGAGGAACACGGCAUAAUUUC